This is a messenger RNA of Seminavis robusta, 4697 nucleotides long. The record is from the annotation of a GenBank genome assembly. Lineage: Eukaryota; Bacillariophyta; Bacillariophyceae; Naviculales; Naviculaceae.
UACCGAUAUGGAACCCCAACCAGCACCACCGAUCUUCGGACGACCCUGUUAUGAUACUAGUAGUGGCUCACACAGCCUUCAAGCCCCGGAUUCCCUUUAUCUGCCUUCCUUAUAAAAGACCAUAACCCCUGUAGUCAGCCGAUCUCCUUACAAUCUUUUAGAAGACACGGCUCAUCAGUGGCAGCAGCAGCAGAAUGGAUGAAGGGAACGAUGAAGACACUAAAAGUAGUAUAUGCCGAGAGGCUGUUGCGCUCUGCAAAAUUGAGUGGACCAAUCAGGACAUUAGUGCUACGUUAGAGAGAUCGUCGGAGGCAAAAGAGAGUACAAGGGAGAUUGAGGAUCAUGUAGCCUAUUUGGAGGGACUUCUAGCGGAAGCCAAUGCACAGAAAGAAGUCUGUACUUCCCGGGAAAAAGGUCUCAAGAGAAAACUGGAAGGGUUGAAACAGAAAAAGACCGCCCAAGAAAACCAUGUACAAGAUAUCGUGGAAAGAGGAAAUUUGGAAAGCCCUCGUGAAUUGAAUAUCUUAGGCCUUGGUGAGAAAGAAUCAGAGUUAUCAGAGGAAGAAACGCAAGUGUUACAAGCCAUUCAAGACAUUCGCAACUUUAUGGAAGCGGGAAAACUGGAGGAAGCACGCACCGCAGAAGCAGCCUUGGCGGCCUGGGUGAAUAGUGACGAUGAUUUGGUCUUUCCGGACCCUACUCGCAUUUUGGGAGCACAUCAUGCCAAGCGUGCUCAGUUUGUUCGCCCCUACAGCAUUUGUUCCUCGGAAGAUGUGGAAGCCACUCUGGAAUACGCCUCUGAAAGGCCGGAAGAAGUCAUACCUCCUCUAGCGGGUGAUGCUAUCAUGGAAUUCAUGAUGGGAAUGAUGGGGAAUCCGCAAAAAUGCCCCAAACCACCGCACAUCAAGCUGCAAGUCUUGAAUGAGAUUCGUUGCUUUGCAAUGGUUCUUGAUAAGGCCAGAAAGGCUGCAAGGAAGCAAGUCGCGGAGGACAGUGAUGAUGAUGACGAGGAGGAGGAAGACAGUGAUAGCGAAGACGAGGAAGACAGAAGGCAAAGGAAACUGGUUGGCAAACGAGCGAUCAGCUGGAACUCCAUUGAAGUGUCAAUCCGCAAACAUCAAGAACUUAAAUUGAAGCACAACACUAUGCAGCUUGAGCUCCCCAGCGACAAGUCAGCUCCUAUAGCCAGAUUCAACACCGAGGCUCAUUUUAGAUUUGCAAGUCCCACGUCCCUGGAAUCUACUCCAGAUCUGACGAGAGCAAUGGUUCGCUGUGAACUCCGCGAACUCUCUGACGAUCCCACAUUGUCGUCGUCCAAAGAGGGCACUUCUUCUCUGACUAUCCCUCGACCUGCUGUCUACGAGGCCUGGCCCGAGGAAUUUGAUAGGGGGAGAUUCCACAUGGAUCUGGACGGCGACUGGAUUGGAAGAUGCGGAGGAAAGGAGGUAGACUGCUUCCCAGUUCCAAGCCCUGAAAGCGAUCAUGGUCCAGAUAUUCCAGAACUGCGCGAACUUCGAGAAGGGCCAGCUGGUAAGGAUUGGUACACGGGCUGCAUCGCGGACUCAAAACGAAAGCUUGUUUGGGCCACGAAUGGCACGGGUGAUCUGCAUGGCUUUUCUUGCGAGAGUACAGAGAAAGUGGCAAGCUUGUCGUUUGGUAAACAAGAAAAGAUGAAGAAUCGACGAUUUUUUGGUGACGGUUUUUUCAACAUCUGCCGUGUGGGCAAUCACAUUGUCGGGUCGGGUGUAACCUCCAACCUAUCGGUCUGGUGUAUAGACCAGGCACUGGAAAACUUUGCCAGCAACGGAGACAAGCCCAUGGCGCCUAGCCGUGUUCGAGUGGAAGACGCCUCUAGCAAAUUUGAAUGCGGCGAAAUUUCAUGGCUUGGUGGUUCCAAUAUACUUGUUGGUGCUGCUCAGAUUGAAGAAGACGGAAGGUACAACCCAUCUCUGAGGCAGUUUGACUUGGAGCGGGAGGCUGUCGUGGGCCUGUACUGUGGACUCAAAGGUGGAAUGUCAAUCGAAAAGCAGCACUGCUUCGAACGCUUCAACUCAAUUCUUCUAGCUGACAGCCACUUCAGCUAUGUCUUUGAUGUCAGGACCUUCAAGCCUUCUAUUACUCUUGAUACAGGGCACAUUGAAGGCCAAAUUUUGGGGAUCCCUGGGCCAGCGGCCAUGACGGCAUUUGCUUUUUCGCAACGAAAUGCCGAAAACAUCCAGUGCUGGGAUCUUCGUAUGCCAGCUUCUCACGCCUAUUCCAUGUGGACGGGCAACAACAGUGUCAAUGGUCUCUUUUGGCACGAGCGAACGGCUAGCUUGAUCGCUUCGACCUCCAACUUGCAUCAUCUUCAUCUGCGUAACAUUCGCUCAGGCGAGCGCGCCGCCAGGGGUGAAUGGUAUCCAGAAUCUGAUGCUGAUGAUGACUCUGACUGGCCUGAGGAAGCGGUCCACGAUCCUGGCUACUUUGGUAACUCAAAGUGGUGUCGCGACAUUGGUUUCUCUGCUCUGAUCCAAUACUCUUUCAACAGUGGCAAGCCAGUAUCGUCUCCUUCGAAAGAGUGAGGGGUCCGUGAGGAAGCCUCAUAGAAGAGUGGACCAAUGUACACGGAGGAGCAUGGCUGUUGCUGCAACAAUCAAACCGUAAGGGGGCUGUUGCCUGAAAGCAAUCAAACCAAGGUUGCCUACCGGUACUUCCGGAAGCCGCCAAAGCAAAAUCAAGAAAACUUGCAUGGCAUCCCCUUCUUUACCGAUAGGAAACAUUUAGAAAAAGGCUUGGAAUUGUACCAGGAGUUUCUCCGAAGUAGCUGCAUCCUGGUAGAUCAAUGGAUUAGCUAUGGAUUCGAGAACCGGGAAAGGACAAUGCAGAGGAGUGGAUGCUUUGAGGAUACCGGUACAACCAAUUUCCACGGAUCUUCCAGGCUUGUCCUGUCCAUGAGCUUGAUCUUGUGGUACUGGGCUGGGUGCUUCGUCACAGUUCAUAAGAAUCGAGUCAUUCGAUCAAUCCGCUUCAAAAUCACAACAGUUCUACCUUGGAACAAAUGACAACCACGAUAAAAAGGGCAAUUUGUGUCCACAGUUGGGAACGUUGGAAUCAACUUCUCAUUCCUCCAUUUCAUGCGCAACACCAUUGCCGCAAGAUCUGCUCGCUGAUGGGUACACCAGCGGACUCGCAUGUACAACUUCUUGCCCUGAUAUCAGGAGGACGUUGCAUCAAGCAACUUUGGCCCCAUCUUUUAUUUGUGCGACUUAGAUAGCGGCCAUGGGCACUGUGGCGUGGCACCGUCAAUUUAUUCGGAUAAUCGUAACUUUCACGUGUCCAGAUUGGACGCGUUCUGCGCCGAUGUUGGACCUGAAGGUGACUCAAAUGUGAACGAUGAAGCCUACUUCGAACACGAUGGGAGCAAAACUAUCCCCAUGAGGGACUCACCAACCUGUACAGCUGUGUAGGUGGCUACUAGCACUGCUUGCAUGAUGACUUUGAAUGAAACGACCUGGACGUUCAUAGGUUCGAGGGGCGUUGCGUCUCUCAUCUCACCGGCAUCUCGCCGAGUAAAGCGAGACAGAGGUGGAGUCAACGCCACUGCUACCCCAAGGCGAAUACAGCUCCCGGUGCACGUACAAUAGGCAUUGCUCUUCAAGUCUGGGAAUAGUUGGUGGGACGUCCUCUGGGACUGCUUGGCUGGGCAAAUGGCGUCUGAUCCGCAUCUUUUGUGACGAUGGCGGUGCGAUUGAGCUGCUACAUCAAACUUCCAACCCGUCCAAUGCACCGGUGACGUACCGUGCGAGUCUGACACUGUUGAGCGCCAAAGCAUCCACUCGGAUGUUGUCGUGGGGAGUUAUUCCUCGCAGUUGGGACACUUCGCACUGUGGAAGUACCUUGACCGGCACUCCGACACAGGUACGUGCACUGAUUGGCAGUACGAAUGUGGAGACAGCAAUUGCUUUCGUUUUUUUAUCUCCUGAUACCGGUACGGGCAAUGCAUUGGAUGGAGGCGACGACCUUCGGUACACGUGUUUGGGAGCUGUGGCUCGGCUGAAUGACGGAGACGAAGGGGUCGCCUUGCCAAAUCCCAACGUGACCCUGAAAACAGUUGGGCCGUACGUGGGGUACCGGUACUCUGUUGAGGCUUGCUCUCCUUUGAACCUUCCGAAGCACCCCCAACAAAGUAUUGGAGUUGCGGAGGCUUCUGCUCCGUCUGGCGGCAUCGGUGCGUUUGCAACAAGUUCUCCCUCUGUUGAAGACGGACGAGUGAUCGAAGUGACCACAGCGUCUCCCACUGAGGAGGCAGAAAACAUCGUUUGUGUGAAUGAAUCGCUUUGGUGCUACAGGUGACUUGCCGUGACCCCAGGCUCUUUAAAACCCUGGAGGAUUGAUUCUUUUGGUUUUGUGCAUUGAAUCGGUUGGUGAACACUGGGACUAACGAAAGUUGCACGACAACGUCUUUUUAAGGAUGUCCCACGGGGGUAUUUCUUAAAAGUGUGAAAAACCCAUCCUCUCCGUGCUUUUAUCGCGACAAGAAAAGUGAGGGGCCAUCAUUGUUGUGCUACCUUCGAACUAUUCCUACUCCACCAAAUGCUAGUGUCUGUUUCUUGUUGAGAUAUUCCACCUUAUAAAGUAAACUAUGCUCUAUCCAACUGACCACAAUGGGACACAAAAUGUGUUGUUGUGUGUUCAGCCAAUGUAACUGCCAUCGGCCC